Molecule: messenger RNA, 1776 nt
Organism: Ascochyta rabiei
Lineage: Eukaryota; Fungi; Ascomycota; Dothideomycetes; Pleosporales; Didymellaceae
Product: Chromatin structure remodeling complex protein sfh1
Exons: 3
Coding region: 1-1776 (591 amino acids)
Biological process (GO): chromatin remodeling; regulation of transcription by RNA polymerase II
Cellular component (GO): nuclear chromosome; RSC-type complex; nucleus
Molecular function (GO): transcription coregulator activity; zinc ion binding
Source: RefSeq, a predicted model, not a curated record
AUGUUCACCACCACGGGAAAGACGGCGCCGCCGCAGGCUUUCAUUUCCAGCUAUGCGCCGCGACUGCGAUCCCACGGCAACUCGCUCAUGUCCCCAAUUGUGCCGCCGUCAAACACGCUCCCUGCGCCGCGGAUAACGAAGCGCGGGACUGCCGUGCUCAGCUAUGCCGAAGAUGCAUACGACGACGACGACUUUGAAGACAGCGACCGCCCCCGGCGGGCAACCGGCCUGCGCAGCUUGCAAAGGGAUGCCACCAUGAACCUUGAUCAGACGGCGCAGAUAGCGGCGCUGGGGCAGGAGCUCACGGCACCUGUCGAGCUACAAGGCAUCUGGAGAGACUGGAUGGGACGUCCCAAGCGCACACUAACGGAGAAGCAGGUGCAGGUGCAGUCUGCGCUGCCCGUCACCUUGAUCCCCAUACGAAUAGACAUGGACGUCCAGCCAUUCCGACCGGAUGCGCCGCUGCCCACUCCGUCCAAUGCUCGAGACUUCGGCAUCAAUGAGAGCCUGCCAGCGUACAAGCAGCCCGACAUCACGCCUGCAUACCGGCUCAAGGACUCGUUUCUGUGGAACCUCCACGAAGCGCUCAUGACACCAGACCAGUUCGCAAAGCAGUUUGUUGACGAGCUCGAUCUGCCUACCGACCGCAAGCCGCAGAUCAUAUACAACAUCGCUGGUCAAAUACGACAGCAGUUGGAGGAGUAUGCUGGAGUUGCUCUGCACCCUCUUUUCCACUCGACUGCCGCGCCAUCCCUCCAAGGCACUACCGCGAAGUCAACACUACUCCUUGCAACUCGCGACGGAACCUCCACGCCUGCGCUGCCACCAACAAAUGGUGCGUCGACCCCUAUAGCAAACGGCGCUCUCCAGACAAAUGGUGCAAACACCCCCGCGCCUACUGCGAUACCGAACAGCAUUGCCGCCUCAGCCACGGCGUUACCUUCCGAAGAGCUUCACAACCCAGAUGACACCUACCGUUGCAUAGUCACGCUGAACAUCAACUUGAUGAACCGCCUGUACACUGACAAAUUCGAGUGGUCGUUGCUGCACCCUCCUGGCUUUGCCGAGAUGUUUGCGCAAGUCACAUGUGCUGAUCUAGGCUUGUCCGGCGAAUGGGUGUCCUCGAUGACCCACGCCAUUUACGAGGCUGUGCUGCGGUUGAAGAAAGAAGCCUGCGAGAACGGUGGGCUUGUUGGAGACGGAGAGAUUGAUAACGACGCCGUGGAACCAUCCAUCGGUGCAGGCUGGAGAUACGACCAUGAGCAUCUCUGCGACGAGUGGGAACCCAAGGUCGAGAUGCUUUCACAAGAAGAGAUCGAGAAGCGUGAAGGUGACCGCGAAAGGCAAAUAAGAAGACUGCGAAGAGAAACAGCGCGCUUCUCGUCAACAGCAAAUAUGUCAGGCACUCCGCAGAAUGAGUUCUUCAGCAACAUUGAGCAGCAAGAGAACAUGGGUCGCGGUGAGCGAAGCAAGAAAAAGAGAAGGUUCAGAAGUCUCAGUCCUGUUGGGCGAGACACGCCUGGCGCAGGCUCCGGUUAUGGUGGAGAGGGUGGUGGGCUACAGGAAGGGGAGCGACAAACAUGGCGGUGCGCACACUGCUACGUUUGGGGCACUGCAGUGUGGGCUGUCCGCGACGGGCCACGAGGAUCACGCACCCUGUGUCACAAUUGUGGCUACUUGUAUGAACGUGACAAGAAGCUUCCACCGUGGUCGGAGAACCUGUUCUUUAACGAUCGACCGUUCCAUGAAGUUCCACAGUACAGGCCGCAGCGGUAG